AUGGCCUCGUAUGCCCAAAUAAUUUUCACAAUAUUCCUCACCCAAUGUUGUGACACAGGCGAAACAACCAUUCCAACGACCACAGACUCAUCGUUCGCAAUACGCCUUGAAAACGGUCUCUACAACAACAGCGGUCGAGUUGGGGUGUACCACGACGGACAGUGGGGUGGAAUAUGUGACGGUUCCUGGUCUUAUAACGACGCAAACGUAGCAUGCAGAAUGUUGGGAUAUACUAACGGCUCGAUUACCAGUAACCUCUAUACAGUUGACUCAGUCUGGUACCAAUGGUUUGGUAACGAGACGGAUCCAGACCUUGUCUGGAUGGAUCGUGUACGGUGUACUGGAACAGAGACCAGCCUAGCUGACUGCCCGUUUGAUGGAUGGGGAAUAGGAAAUUGUGGCGAUGGUUCCUGGUCUCGUUUUGCAUAUGUAUUCUGUUAUAAUGAAGACAAUUCCUCUAUGGAAGUUCGAUUGGUAAAUGGUAGAUCAGAUGGGUACGGACUUGUCGAAGUACAUUACAGCAGCUACUGGGGAGGUAUACAUUAUGACGGCUUUUUCAGCAAUGAGGCCAAAGUUGUGUGCAGGACGCUUGGUUACAGCCACGGCAUUCACUAUGGGGGUUCACUCAUUUCGUUCAACACAGUUCCGCGAUGGAUGACGAGACAGUGUACAGGCGAAGAAAAAAGCUAUUUCGACUGUCCAUUUGCCAGUGAUCAAAACGUGAUCGUAGGACUGGGUAUCGCUUCUGCCGUUUGUUAUAACCAACCGGAAGUCGGUCUUGGUGAAGAUCACCCCGUCUACCUUGUCGAAAAAGAAUCCUUCAACAUGGGCGCUGUUGAAGUUGUAUAUGGAGGACAAAAUGCAACGGUUUGCAGCAAGAAUUGGGACAACACUGAAGCAACAAUUGUGUGUCGGAUGCUUGGUUUCAGAAAUGGAACUGCCAAAGAAUAUCCAAGAUACCAAUGGGAAUCUACUGAAGAUAUUGGACUGAAGGCACAGAUAAACUGUUCCGGAGCAGAGUCGAGUAUCUACGAAUGUUCAUUUCAGGCAGAUUUAUUUGGCUGUCCCUUUCCAUUUGUCAGAGGAGGGGUUUCCUGUUCAGACUAUUUAGCAAAUGUCCUUAUUUGUUGA
This is a messenger RNA of Ylistrum balloti, 1131 nucleotides long. RefSeq names its product neurotrypsin-like. Gene Ontology annotation, cellular component: membrane. The record is from RefSeq and is a predicted model, not a curated record. Lineage: Eukaryota; Metazoa; Mollusca; Bivalvia; Pectinida; Pectinidae. The transcript has 8 exons. The coding region runs from base 1 to 1131 and encodes 376 amino acids.